Synchiropus splendidus (mandarinfish) is the source of this 839-nucleotide messenger RNA. It is a transcript of the gene bloc1s6, whose product is annotated as biogenesis of lysosomal organelles complex-1, subunit 6, pallidin. The record is from RefSeq and is a predicted model, not a curated record. Gene Ontology annotation, cellular component: extrinsic component of membrane; BLOC-1 complex; transport vesicle. Gene Ontology annotation, biological process: intracellular transport. The transcript is spliced from 6 exons. NCBI's taxonomy places the organism in Eukaryota, Metazoa, Chordata, Actinopteri, Syngnathiformes, Callionymidae. The coding region runs from base 185 to 697 and encodes 170 amino acids.
GAGCUCGGCAGUCGGAAGUGCCGAGGAUGUUUUUCCUCAGUCACAUGACAACACUAGGAGUCACAUGACCUUCUGUGUUCAGACUGAGUCGAAGCGCUCGCAUGUCUUUUUCUGACAAAUACUCUUCUCUCUUUGCAAGGUGAUUCAUUUUAAACUCCGGAAGAAGAUAACAGAGCUGCUGGGAAUGGAGGACAGUGAAGACGAAAGGCCCUUCAGUCCGAGUCAACUUCCUUAUGCAGAUCUCCCGUUUUCAGCACAGGAGAACAUGUGUCGAGACAGCCAAACCAUGGUCACCAGGGAGGAGUGUGUAGAUAAAGAAGCCGUCUACAAGCUCACAGAGGGUUUGCUUUCUCAUUACCUUCCAGACCUUCAGAAAUCCAAACAAACCCUGCAAGAGCUCACACAAAACCAAGUGAUUCUGUUGGACACGCUUGAUCAGGAAGUUACAAAGUUCAAGGAGUGCAAUGCCUUACUGGACCUGAAUUCUCUGUUUACAGAAGCGAAAGCGUACCACCACAAACUGGUCAACAUAAGGAAGGAGAUGAUUGUGAUUCAUGAAAGAACAACCAAACUGAAGAAAAGAGCGCUGAAGCUGCAGCAACAGAAGCAGAAGGAAGCAUUGGAGAAAGAGCAGCAGCGUGAGAAAGAGAUGGAGAGAGAACGACAGCUCAUCGCCAAACCUGCCAAAAGAACGUAGGGCAGUAUAUACAGCCUCCUUCUACAUGGGACAUUUUUCACAUGUAUAUUUAUGUAAGGAGAACAAUGAAGGAUGACUGCAGAGGUGGACAGCUGACACACACAUAUGGUGUCGCACCAGUAUUCCAGAGUGGAGUGAUCUA